Molecule: messenger RNA, 3728 nt
Organism: Humulus lupulus (European hop)
Lineage: Eukaryota; Viridiplantae; Streptophyta; Magnoliopsida; Rosales; Cannabaceae
Product: isoleucine--tRNA ligase, chloroplastic/mitochondrial
Exons: 22
Coding region: 147-3425 (1092 amino acids)
Biological process (GO): isoleucyl-tRNA aminoacylation
Cellular component (GO): cytosol
Molecular function (GO): isoleucine-tRNA ligase activity; ATP binding; aminoacyl-tRNA deacylase activity
Source: RefSeq, a predicted model, not a curated record
AGGGUAAUAUGUGUGAGGUUUGGGACCAUUUGAUUCUGUGUUUAUAAAUAUAUUAUAUUUAUCCGUUUCCCUCCCUCUGCCUCUGCUCUCGGACUCCCCAAAAAUGGCGAUGGCAUACCUCCACCAAUGACUUCAUAAAUCCAAACAUGUCCUUUUUCAAAUCCUUCGCUACUAACUCUCCCGCCUUCAAACCAAGGGAGGCUUCAAUGGCGGUCCUCUAUACCUCUCCUUCUCGGGUUUUGUCACAAAGAACCAGAUCAUCUUUUAGGAGGACUUCUGAUGGCUUGUUUCAUCUCAAAGGAAGCUCUUCGAUCAAAGUAUUUACCCUUUUUAAUACAACAAACUAUUCUACUUAUUCCUCUGAUGAGUUUCCUUCAUCAAAACGGAGGGCAAGGGGACCUGUUAUGGCUGCAAAGAAAGCUGCUGAAGGCGCAAAGCAGGAAGAUGGAAAAUACAAGCACACAGUUGAUCUGCCUAAGACAACUUUUGGCAUGAGAGCAAACUCUUUGGUUAGGGAGCCUGAAAUUCAGAAAAUUUGGGAUGACAAUCAAGUGUUCAAGAGAGUUGUUGAUAAAAAUUCAGGGGCAAAUUUUAUUCUUCAUGAUGGUCCUCCAUAUGCCAAUGGUGACCUUCACAUGGGACAUGCUCUGAACAAGAUUUUGAAGGAUAUGAUCAACCGCUAUAAGCUUCUUCAAAACUAUAAAGUUUAUUAUAUACCUGGUUGGGAUUGUCAUGGCUUACCAAUCGAGUUGAAAGUUUUGCAGUCACUGGAUGAAAAUACUAGAAAGGAUCUCACACCAGUAAAAUUAAGAGCCAAGGCAGCUAAAUUUGCCAAAGCAACUGUCAAAACUCAAAUGACUUCAUUUAAGCGUUAUGGAGUGUGGGCAGACUGGGAUAAUCCAUAUCUAACUCUUGAUCCAGAAUAUGAAGCUGCUCAGAUUGAAGUGUUUGGCCAAAUGGCAAUCCAAGGUUAUAUUUAUAGAGGUAGGAAACCAGUUCACUGGAGUCCCUCAUCACGAACUGCUCUUGCAGAGGCUGAGUUAGAGUAUCCAGAAGGGCAUGUUUCAAGAAGCAUAUAUGCUAUUUUCAGAAUGGUUAGUGCACCUCCAGCUUCUGGUGGCUUAUUAAAGGACUAUUUCCCAGAUUUAUGCUUGGCUAUAUGGACUACAACUCCCUGGACUGUUCCAGCCAAUGCUGCUGUUGCUGUGAAUGCCAAGCUUCAAUAUGCCAUAGUUGAAGUACAAUCACUCUCAGAAGAUGUCUUAUCUGCUGGAAAUAAAAAUCGACAGCUUGGAAAUGUUCUGAAGGAGGAAAAGAAGCCUUUUCUAAUUGUAGCUUCAGAUCUUGUGUCAACAUUAGAGGCUAAAUGGAGUGUAAAGCUUGUUGUCAGGAAAAUUAUGUUGGGUUCAGAUCUUGAAAAUUGCAGGUAUAUACAUCCAAUCAGUAAUAAAGAAUGUCCUGUUGUCAUUGGAGGAGAUUAUAUUACUACAGAAUCAGGAACUGGACUGGUCCAUACAGCUCCUGGACAUGGCCAGGAAGACUAUGUGACUGGCAUGAAGUACGGACUGCCAUUACUUUCCCCUGUCGACGAUGAUGGGAAGUUCACCGAAGAAGCCGGACAAUUCAAUGGGCUUGAUGUACUCGCUGAUGGUAAUGUUGCUGUUGUGAAAUACUUGGAUGAGCAUUUGUCACUUAUUAUGGAAGAAUCUUAUGCACACAAGUAUCCAUAUGAUUGGAGAACCAAAAAGCCCACAAUAUUUAGGGCAACUGAGCAAUGGUUUGCGUCAGUUGAAGGAUUUCGCCAAGCUGCUAUGGAGGCAAUUGGUCAUGUAAAAUGGAUUCCCUCUCAGGCAGAGAACAGAAUUUCUGCGAUGACUACUAGUCGGUCUGAUUGGUGUAUAUCACGCCAAAGGACAUGGGGUGUUCCAAUUCCAGUCUUUUAUCACGUGCAAACAAAGGAACCUCUGAUGAAUGAAGAGACUGUUGAUCAUAUCAAGUCUAUAAUAGCCGAAAAGGGUAGUGAUGCCUGGUGGUACAUGAAGGUGGAGGAUCUUCUCCCUGGUAAAUAUCGCGAUCAAGCAUCAGAGUAUGUAAAAGGGACUGACACGAUGGAUGUAUGGUUUGAUUCAGGUUCUUCUUGGGCUGCGGUUUUGGGAACAAGGAAGGACCUUAGUUUUCCUGCAGACUUGUACCUUGAAGGCACAGAUCAGCAUCGUGGAUGGUUCCAGAGUUCAUUAUUAACAAGCAUUGCUACAAAAGGAAAGGCACCAUAUUCUGGUGUUAUAACACAUGGAUUUGUAUUGGAUGAGAGAGGUCUAAAAAUGAGCAAAUCUUUGGGCAAUGUUGUAGACCCACAAAGUGUGAUUGAAGGAGGAAAAAACCAGAAGGAAGCACCUGGUUAUGGAGCUGAUGUAUUACGGCUCUGGGUUUCCAGUGUAGAUUAUACUAGUGAUGUACUGGUCGGUCCUCAAGUUCUCCGCCAAAUGUCUGACAUUUAUCGGAAGCUGCGAGGAACAUUGAGAUACCUUUUGGGAAAUCUUCAUGAUUGGCAUGCUGAUAAUGCUGUUCCAUAUCAUGAUCUUCCCAUGAUUGAUCGACAUGCUCUAUUUCAGCUUGAAAAUGUUGUAAAGAACAUUAGAGAGAGCUAUGAAAACUAUCAGUUCUUUAAGAUCUUUCAGGUCAUACAACGAUUUGUCAUUGUUGACCUAUCAAAUUUCUAUUUCGAUGUUGGAAAAGAUCGGCUUUAUGUUGGGGGUACAACAAGUUUGACAAGGAGAAGCUGUCAAACAGUUCUUGUGGCGCAUCUCUUUUCCAUUGUGAAAGUGAUAGCUCCCAUAUUGCCACAUUUGGCUGAAGAUGUCUGGCAGAACCUCCCCUUCCAGUAUACUAAAGAGGAUGGAACUGUUGCUGAAUUUGUUUUUGAAUCAGGAUGGCCAGCUUGGAAUCAAACAUGGCUUUCUUUUCCUAUUGAAGAGUUUGAAUUCUGGGGAAAGGUUCUCGAGCUGCGGACUGAGGUGAAUAAAGUCUUAGAGGGUGCUCGUAUUGAAAAGUUGAUUGGCUCCAGUUUGGAAGCCAAAGUUUAUCUGUAUACUUCUGAUGCUAGCUUAGCCUCUAGAUUGCGUGAAAUGUGUGAGUCUUGCAAUGAUGCAGACACAUUGCAUCGCAUAUUCAUAACAUCUCAGGCUGAGAUCCUUCCGGCAAUGAAAAAAGAAGUAAUUGAAAACAUUCCGCACAGCGGAGAAUGCCUGAUUGAAGGGACAACUAAAAUAUGGAUUGGUGUGUCCCGUGCUGAGGGCAGUAAGUGUGAAAGGUGCUGGAAUUUUUCACCUCAAGUUGGUUCCUUUUCAGAGCAUCCAACUCUUUGCAGCCGUUGUUACAAUGUGGUAAGUGUUAAACGAUCUCCAGCUAUAGCAAUGGCCUCUUGAGAUUUAUCAUGCAAGAUGAGGAUCUAAUUUCUCAACAGAGCCAACAGAGCUGAGGAUAUAAUUAAUAUUUAUAUAUUAAUUAUGUUGAGUAACAUAUAUGGGCACAUAAAGUACAACUUGUUUUUCAUACCACUCAAUUUUGGAAGGUCGAUUUAUUUUUUAAUCUUUGGCAUUAAUAAGUGCUAUAAAGCCUUUUACAGCACAUCUUAUGCCACAUUAUGACUCUAGAAUAUAACUUAACGCCUCAUAGCAGCUUACACUGUCUUUUCGUGUUAUACGCAGUUUUAAACUUUUCGUUUCAAA